This is a messenger RNA of Anopheles aquasalis, 3264 nucleotides long. RefSeq lists its product as uncharacterized. NCBI's taxonomy places the organism in Eukaryota, Metazoa, Arthropoda, Insecta, Diptera, Culicidae. The record is from RefSeq and is a predicted model, not a curated record. Gene Ontology annotation, molecular function: zinc ion binding. Gene Ontology annotation, cellular component: nucleus.
CUCGCGACCGGUUGUGCGCCCCUGUGUGGCACGAUAUUUUGUUUUGCUCUUUAUACUACGACAUCGUAUUUGUUAGCUUUCGUGCGUCAAUACAUUGUGAACGGUGGAAGUUGAUGUACAAACCGCGCUUUGUGCGUUGUUCGGUGCUCGCGUUAUCCGUGUUUGAAAGCGCGAAAGUGAGUAAGGCGAAGCGAGCCACUGAUAAGACGGUCGAGUGACAGAUGAUAGGCCGCUGUUCUUUGUGGUUAAAUUUAACACAAAUCGUAGCUCACAGCACGGGCCCCUUGUAGCAAUAGCUGCAGCAGUCGUGUUUCGAAGUGUGGCCGACAAGGACCUUAACGCUGUGCUUGGUAGUGUACGAAGAUCCUUUAGUGCCUCUGUCGGUGCUGUCAGUGCUGUCAACCGGGGCACAAAAUUGCGCCAAAACAAUACAGUAGCCGCUCAUCGUAGUAGCCCUACCGUGUGCGUGGAGAGCAGGUGCAUUGUGGCGAAGAAAUGGACACCAACAGCCUCCUGAACAUGAAUCUGGCACUGAAUGUGGCCCGCAAGUGUCGCAUCUGUGGCAUGGACAUCCUCGACCUUUCCUGUGCGUUCUCGAUCUUUGGCAGUGAUCGGCUCGAUCACAAGCUCGAACGUUAUCUGCGGCUAAACAUACAAACGGACGAUUUGAUGCCGAAAUGUAUUUGCGGUUCCUGUUACCUGAAGCUUGAAAGCAUCGACCAGUUUGCGCUGAUGGCCAACCGCACGGAGGAAGCAUUCCGGACGUGGAUUCGCCGCUUGCGUGGUCUCAACUGUCCCGCUGACCCCGUACAGAACGUAAACCUUGUGCUGCCCCUGUUCAGACCGCAGCAAACUGCAUACGCCAACGAGUGCACCACUGAGCAGAAGAUUCACGUGCGUUCGUUCCAACCGAAAGAGACUAAAGAGCAACCCCAUCGGCAAUAUUCAUCUAUCCCUCCCGUAACACCAAAGCUGUCUCCAGCCGGAUGCAGCGGUCAUGUGAAUCCACAGGAAACCACCGUUAUAUCCUACAGCGAUCUCAAGCUUGGGUUGCUCAUCAAAGACCAGGAGCUACUAAAACUAAUCCUUAAGGCACUCAAGUGGGCCGAAAAUGAUCAAAAGGCAUCGUUCGAGGUGCUAAUACAACGGCUGAAGAACACCAGCUUUCGCGAGAUACUUUCGAACCAUCAUCUGCUGAACGAUAGCGAUCUGACGCAGCUACUCAAAUCGUACAUUGGCCAGGGUGUGAUGAAUAUCUUCUCGGCAUCUUCACCAUCGACCACCAUCAACCACAACAACAAUGUUCCGCCACUGGUACUAUCGUCUUCUAUUGUUUCGCAAACGGCUGGCACCGGUGUUCCUCUUACGAACGAUAUCCUGGGAGGCAUCAAUCGCAUAAAGCUACCGGUUGCACCAUCUAAUACAACGCCACCGCCAGCUCAGUACACUAUGCCCAACAGAGGUAGUGGGAGUGGUUUUAAAAUCGACGAAGCCAGCGUUAGCGAACGGAUGGAAGUGGGUGUCGAUCCGGAUCUCUAUUUUCCGUACGAAGAUGAGGACAGCAGCAGUGUCAACAAGUUUGACUCAAGAUUUGACGAGCGGCAGGAUAAUACAGUCACUAUCAAGUUGGUGCCGACCUCAGGCGAUUCGACGGAAUGCAGAAAGAUGAUUCCUGCCAUUUUGAACGUGCGCAGCAGCAAUCGCUUCCAGUGUAGUAUGUGUCCGGAGUGUUUUCCCUCGAACAACGACCUCCAGCAACACACCGUCCUUCGUCAUCUGCCAACCGCACACCCAACAGUGAUGACGGAACACGGCAAACCGGCGAUCAAGAUCCGUGUACGUAAGAACAAAGUGAUGACACUGCCAUCCGAUCGUCCGCUACCGAAGCUAUCCAGUAUCACUUCAUCAGUAUCAACAGCAACGGGGGAGCUGCCCUCCGUUACCGAAUCAGUAACGAUCGCACCGUUAAAGAUACCUGCUUCGACAACGAUUACGGUUGUACCGGCCUGUACUAAACCACCAAAUCAACCCAUUCCGUCGGGAUCGGGUGUCAUCACGCUAAAUCCCGGUACGGCAAAGGUUCGCAAACGGUUAGUAGAACCACCGCCCAAGGUGGAACUGGUACGCAAAUCCAAGAGGAAGCCCGUACCCAAAGUAAAACAUUCUCCGAGCCCAGUGCCGAGCGAAAAGAAGACGAAUCGAAGCGUCCGAAAAUCCAACGAACCAGAGCUCGAUGCUCGAGGAAAGAUAUCUCGGCGCAGAAGGACACCUUCCGCUUUCUGUACCGUGUGCCGGACGAAACUUGCGGCUCGAGAAACGAUCCGACAGCAUAUGGAGCAGCAGCAUUCGCGGUUCGAGUGUGAAAACUGUGGUCGAACGUUCAAGAGUAAGCUCAACUUGGCGCGCCAUCAGCAGCAACAUGGAGCAAAGAAGAGUGUACCCAGCAAUCCCGGGGGGAAUGAUCAAACGCAACGAUCUUCCAAAGAGAAGAAGCCGGAAGAAACGCAGUUGCACAAGUGUACGCAGUGCAGCAAAGCAUUUCGCAAAGCGGUGCACCUCAAAGUACACUUGCUAAAUCACAACAACGAGGAGGCCAAACGUGUGGUGGAACCGAAAGUGACGAUCGCAAAAGAGACCACGGUGCUUCGCAAGCGAACAAUCCUCGGUGGUGCUAAGGCUGAAAGCAGCAAUACCACACUAGUAGGUGGUCGAACAAAAAGAAAGAGUAAAAUUGCUAAAAAAUAUUUAUAAAGAUAAAAAUUAACAAAGAAUAAUGUUAAACAUAAUCGAGAAACAACGAACAAACGGGAUGGCAUCGCAAGGAUAACUUUCCAGCGAUCAAUGAGGCUAAAUGAGUUAAGAAAUUGUAGUGCAAAUUUGAAGUAAGUUUUAGAGAGAAUUAUAAUAAUUGAAUUAAUCAAGCAAUUAGUCUGCCCAUUGGAUUUGUUAUAAAUAAAUAAUUUAUUGAAGCAUUAAGCGCUGACGAUUGUUGCCUCUCAUCGGUGGACACGUGUACGCUGGAAGGAAUGAAAAGAAAUUAGAUGAAAUUGUAAAUAAAACAUGCACACACCGAGCGGCGAUAUUCACCUGUGUGGUCACCCGGCCGCCAGGGCACUUAUCGCUCGCAGUGUGCGGACAUCGCGAUCCAUUACGAAUGCGCCCCUGGUCAUUCCAGCACCCGGUACCUGGCUCGUGUUGUCGACCUCCUCGCGGGCGCCUUAGCCGGCGCCUUGCUUACGGGGGACUGGUUCCUCCGGGUUCCGA